GGGGGGGGGUCUGUGCGGCCCGCAGCGGGCCCUGGGGCCCACCGCGGCCGGCAGAGCUGGCCCGUCCUGAGCGGCAGCGGCAGCUCCACCCGGCUGCGUUUGUGCAGCAGCUGGCGGGGCUGUGCCGGUGCGGGGCUGUGCCGGUGCGGGGCUUGGUGGGGGGAACGUUUUCACAGGGCGUGGGGUGAGCCGUCUGCGGACGAGGUUACCAUGGAGUGUUUUGUCCUUUCAGUGCGUCUUGUAAAAUACCCUGAUUUGUGUGAUUGCUCAUGUAACUGCCAUAAAAAUGCCAACCCUUUACCGACACGAAGAGGAGAAAUUCUUUGUAAAUGCUGAAGGAAGGAAAGAAGCUGUACCAAGUAUACAUGAUCCCCCUACAAAGGAACUCUCUGUUGUUGUGCCUUCAUACAAUGAGGAAGACCGGUUACCUCUUAUGAUGGAUGAAGCUUUGGAUUAUCUAGAAAAAAGACAGAAACGAGAUCCUUCCUUCACUUACGAAGUAAUAGUAGUUGAUGAUGGUAGCAAAGAUCAAACCACAAAGGUUGCAAUGAAGUACUGCAAGAAAUAUGGAAGCGACAAAGUGCGAGUGCUUUCUUUGGUAAAAAAUCGAGGGAAAGGAGGAGCAGUCAGGAUGGGUGUCUUUAGUUCUCGGGGGAAAAAAAUUCUUAUGGCAGAUGCAGAUGGAGCUACAAAAUUUGAAGAUAUUGAAAAAGUAGAAGACGGUCUAAAAAAACUUCAGCCAUGGCCUAACCAGAUGGCUAUUUCCUGUGGUUCAAGAGCUCAUCUGGAGAAGGACUCAAUAGCAAAGCGCUCUUACUUCCGAACUCUUCUCAUGUAUGGGUUCCACUUCCUCGUGUGGUUUCUCUGCGUCAAAGAGAUCCGGGACACACAGUGCGGAUUUAAACUGUUAACCAGAGAAGCUGCCUUGAGGACUUUCUCAACUCUUCAUAUAGAACGCUGGGCGUUUGAUGUGGAACUUCUUUAUAUAGCUCAACGGUUGAGAAUACCUGUAGCAGAAGUUGCUGUAAACUGGACUGAAAUUGAAGGUUCUAAGUUAGUUCCCUUUUGGAGCUGGUUGCAGAUGGGCAGGGAUCUUCUUUUUAUACGACUGCGAUAUAUGACUGGUGCCUGGCAGCUUGAAACAAGAAAAUGUAAUUAGGUUAUUUACAUUUUCCAAAUAUAUUAUUAUACUUAAUGGAACAUGAGAACAGUUUCAAUCAAGUGAAGUGGUGAUGAAAGCUGAGGUAAUUCUUCAUUGCUCUUGUAUGUUUCAUUUUUUGCAGCAUGUAUGUGUUUUAUAAGAUGAUCAGCAGGGAAUUUGUACAAUGUAUUAAAAAGACAGAGCAUUUCCAAAAAAGAUUUUCUUAUCUGGUAAUCAGGUUUUUAUUUCAUUAAAUAGUAGCUUUAAUAUGUCUUAUAAAUUCACUCAAAUAAAUAUAUCUGCUUUUGUCUCAUCAUACCUUUGGAAUUCCUCAUAGAUAUUAGAAAGAGCCACUCUGUUCUACAAGGUGCAGUAUUUUGCUGUGAAUGACCACAGCCAUUUUUUUCUGUAGUAUCUGGAAAUUUAUGGCAUAUUGCAACUUGGAAUGGUCAAUCAUGGUCAAUCAUGCACAUUUAGAUUCAAUGUUACAGGAAACAUUAAUGAGUUUUACUGAGUUUUACUCUUGACAUUCCAAAUGUUUGUGUCUGAAACUGAAACCGUUUUUCUGAGAUCAAACUGCACAUCAUCUCGAGACUGUAGAAGGUCCAAGAGAAAGCUUGUAUCUUUGUAAAAUGUUGUCUUCUAUGAAUAUGUUUUGUUCAUAUGUACGAAUUAAUACUGCGUGCUUAAGGCUACGAGUCCUUGGCAUCUCCAAAUCUGUACUGAAAAGGGUGUGGAAAUCUAAUUCAGAUCAUACUAAAAUGGGACCUAGUAUACAUUAGCAAUGCCAGUUUGAAGUUCUCAUGCUCCAAAUGGGAUCAGAGAGGGAGGGAGGAGUCUUGAGUCUUUCUUAGUAAGGUUAUACUCUGUUACAGUACCCAAGUUUCAAUAGUGCUUCCAAAACAGUUGUGGAUUGCCAAAAAAACAAGCCAGUCUUUAUUUCAGAAUUGUGUACAAAUGUGAACAGCUUUAAAGAAUGAACGGUGUAUGAUUGUACUUUCAUAUAUGAUUUCACUGGUGAUUUUUCUUAUUCCUUCUGCAAUAUUGAAUCGAGUUUUGCUCCUAUGAGAGUUACCUCAGUUUUCUGUAAAUUGAAGUGUUGGAAUAAAUUCUCAAAAACUCUUCA
Messenger RNA from Apus apus (common swift), 2267 nucleotides. RefSeq names its product ALG5 dolichyl-phosphate beta-glucosyltransferase (gene ALG5). Gene Ontology annotation, cellular component: endoplasmic reticulum membrane. NCBI's taxonomy places the organism in Eukaryota, Metazoa, Chordata, Aves, Apodiformes, Apodidae. The record is from RefSeq and is a predicted model, not a curated record. The coding region runs from base 287 to 1159 and encodes 290 amino acids. The transcript has 10 exons.